CUUUCUUCGCUCGGGACAGCGCACGGAGCCGGGGCCGGGCGGGAGCGGCGCCCCCGCCACCCUCCACCCGCGCGCACACCCCAGGCCCGGCCCCGGCCCCACAGAGCCAUGCUGUGCUGCAGGAGCUGCUGCCACCCGCCCGAGGAGCCCCCGGUGACCGCCCAGGUCGCCGCGCCGGUCGCGCUCCAACUCCCGCCCGCGCCCCCGAACGGCGACACCAAGAGGCCCGGGCUGCGGGCGCUGAAGAAGAUGGGCCUGACGGAGGACGAGGACGUGCUGGCCAUGCUGCGGGGCUCCCGGCUGCGCAAGAUCCGCUCGCGCACGUGGCACCAGGAGCGGCUGUACCGGCUGCAGGAGGACGGCCUGAGCGUGUGGUUCCAGCGGCGCAUCCCGCGCGCGCCGUCGCAGCACGUCUUCUUCGUGCAGCACAUCGAGUCCGUCCGCGAGGGCCACCAGUCCGAGGGCCUGCGGCGCUUCGGGGCCGCCUUCCCGCCGGCGCGCUGCCUCACCAUCGCCUUCAAGGGCCGCCGCAAGAACCUGGACCUGGCGGCGGCCACCGCCGAGGAGGCGCAGCGCUGGGUGCGCGGCCUGGCCAAGCUGCGCCAGCGCCUGGACGCCAUGAGUCAGCGCGAGCGGCUCGACCACUGGAUCCACUUCUAUCUGCACCGGGCGGACUCCGACCAGGACAGUAAGAUGAGCUUCAAGGAGAUCAAGAGUCUGCUCAGAAUGGUCAACGUGGACAUGAAUGACAUGUACGCCCGCCGCCUCUUCAAGGAAUGUGACCAUUCCAACAACGAGCGGCUGGAGGGGGCCGAGAUCGAAGAGUUCCUGCGGCGGCUGCUGAAACGCCCGGAGUUGGAGGGCAUCUUCCAUCGGUACUCGGGCGAGGACCGCGUGCUCAGCGCCCCUGAGCUGCUGGAGUUCCUAGAGGACCAGGGCGAGGACGGCGCCACACUGGCCCACGCCCGGCAGCUCAUCCAGACCUAUGAGCUCAAUGAAACAGCCAAGCAGCACGAACUGAUGACACUGGAUGGCUUCAUGAUGUACCUGUUGUCGCCCGAGGGGGCCGCCCUGGACACAGCCCACACGGGUGUGUUCCAGGACAUGGGCCGGCCCCUGGCCCACUACUUCAUCUCCUCCUCUCACAACACCUAUCUGACCGACUCUCAGAUCGGGGGGCCCAGCAGCACGGAGGCCUACGUUAGGGCCUUUGCCCAGGGUUGCCGCUGUGUGGAGCUGGACUGCUGGGAGGGGCCAGGAGGGGAGCCCGUCAUCUACCACGGCCACACGCUCACCUCCAAGAUCCUCUUCCGAGACGUGGUCCAAGCUGUGCGCGACCAUGCCUUCACGCUGUCCCCAUACCCUGUCAUCCUGUCCCUCGAGAACCACUGUGGGCUGGAGCAGCAGGCUACCAUGGCCCGCCACCUCCGCACCAUCCUGGGGGACAUGCUGGUGACAGAGGCACUGGACUCCCAGAACCCCAAGGAGCUGCCAUCCCCAGAGCAGCUGAAGGGCCGGGUCCUGGUAAAGGGGAAGAAGCUUCCAGCUGCUCGGAGCGAGGAUGGCCGGACUUUGUUGGACUGGGAGUUGGAAGAGGAAGAGGAGGAGGACGAAGAGGAGGUGGAGGCUGCAGAGCAGAGGCGGCGGGCCAAGCAGAUCUCCCCAGAGCUGUCUUCCCUGGUCGUGUACUGCUGCGCCGCCCGCCUGCAGACCCUGUGCCCUGGCCCCGGCCCCCGCCAGCCCUGCCAGGUCAGCUCUGUCAGUGAGCGCAAGGCCAAGAAGCUCAUCCGAGAGGCAGGGAACAGCUUUGUCAGGCACAAUGUUCACCAUCUGACUCGUGUGUACCCGCUGGGGCUGCGGGUGAACUCGGCCAACUACAGCCCCCAGGAGAUGUGGAACUCGGGCUGUCAGCUGGUGGCCCUGAACUUCCAGACACCAGGCUACGAGAUGGAUCUCAAUGCUGGGCGCUUCCUCAUCAACGGGCAAUGCGGAUACGUCCUGAAACCUGCCUGCCUGCAGCAACCUGACACAGCCUUUGACCCUGAGUGCCCUGGGCCCCCCAGAACUACUCUCACCAUCCAGGUGCUGACUGCACAGCAGCUGCCCAAACUGAAUGCUGAGAAGCCAAACUCCAUCGUGGACCCCCUGGUGCGCAUUGAGAUCCACGGGGUGCCUGCAGACUGUGCACGGAAGGAAACCAACUACGUGCUCAACAAUGGCUUCAAUCCCUGCUGGGGGCAGACCCUGCAGUUCCAGCUGCGGGCUCCAGAGCUGGUGCUGGUUCGAUUUGUGGUAGAAGAUUAUGAUACCACCUCCCCCAAUGACUUUGUGGGCCAGUUUACGCUGCCUCUCAACAGCCUGAAGCAAGGGUACCGCCAUGUCCACCUGCUUUCCAAGGAUGGGGCCUCGCUGUCACCAGCCACACUCUUCGUCCACAUCCGCAUCCAGCACUCCUGAGGGCCCAACUGACCCACCCUGGGGUUCUGCGGUGCCAGUCUGCAUCCCCUGCAGAGCCUCCCCUGCUCUGGAGUGGAGGAGUGCUGGGCACACUUGGCCUGCUCACUAGGUGCUAUCUCACCUGGGUGCUGAGGGCUGCCUUGGGCCCUCCUAAAGGACAGAUGCGUGAUGUGUUCCCUGCAGAGCUGCUAAUGUGACUUCAGUGAGCUCCAACCUGGGGCCUUGAGAUGGCCCCAGCCCACCUCCUCAUCAUGGCUCAUGAAGAAGAGCCAGGCCUGUUGCUGCCAAGAGACUUUGGGAACAAGACACCUGUGAGCCUUCAGCUCCUCUGCCCCAUGCCAUCCAGCGGGGCCAUCCCAGCCUCCUUCCCCCAGAGAGCACAGCCACCCACCCUUGCCCCCAUCCUGGGCACUAGCCAGCCCCAGGCCCUCCCUUACCCCCAGUUCUUGAACCUGAGCUCCUCUUCCCUUCUCAAAGAAUGGAGCGCUAAGGCUUGGCACCCUGGGGAACUCUAACAGUAAGUAGGUUUUUAACUUGUGUCAUAGAAGAGCCCUGAAGGGGACAGUAGACCAAGACUAUCUAUUUUAAAAAAUAAAAAAAGUUUAUUUUAC
This is a messenger RNA of Cynocephalus volans (Philippine flying lemur), 3068 nucleotides long. RefSeq names its product phospholipase C delta 3 (gene PLCD3). Lineage: Eukaryota; Metazoa; Chordata; Mammalia; Dermoptera; Cynocephalidae. Gene Ontology annotation, biological process: lipid metabolic process; phosphatidylinositol-mediated signaling; release of sequestered calcium ion into cytosol. The record is from RefSeq and is a predicted model, not a curated record. Gene Ontology annotation, molecular function: phosphatidylinositol-4,5-bisphosphate phospholipase C activity. The transcript is spliced from 15 exons. Bases 109 to 2457 code for a protein of 782 amino acids.